AUGGCAGAUAUUCUGGAGCUGCGGACAGAUGGAAACUCACUCCUGAAAGCAGUAUGGCUCAGACGCUUGAGACUCACCAGGCUCCUGCUGGAAGGAGGCGCAUACAUCAAUGAGAGCAAUGAACGUGGAGAGACGCCGCUCAUGGUGGCCUGCAUGUCCACACACACUGACCAGCAGAGUGUAGGCAAGUCAAAGCUCGUUAAAUAUCUGCUGGACAACCAAGCAGACCCCAACAUACAGGACAAAGCAGGCAGAACAGCUCUGAUGCAUGCAUGUAUCCACAAGGCUGGACACGAGGUGGUGGAUCACCUGCUGAGCAACGGAGCCGAUCCCAGUCUGGAGGACAGGAGCGGAGCUUCUGCUCUGGUCUACGCCAUCAAUGCAGACGAUAAGAAGACUCUGAAACUACUCUUGGAUGCAUGCAAAGCUAAAGGCAAGGAGGUAAUCAUAAUCACCACAGACAAGUCACCGUCUGGCACUAAAACUACCAAACAGUAUCUCAACGUCCCUCCAUCACCAGAGCUGAUUGAGAGGUCAUCCCCAGCGUACUGCACCUCUCCCUCUGACAUUGAGGUUACUGCAUCUCCCACCCCUGAGCAAGAACAACAAAACACAGUCUUCAGUUUCCAGACAAAGCUUAAAACCUCCAGUGCAGCCGCAAAGCUUGCCAACGGGCCCACAUCCCCAACACGCCGGCCCGCAAACCCCAAACGUGCACGUCUGCCUCAGCUGAAGCGGCUGCAAUCAGAACCAUGGGGGCUGAUUGCGCCGUCUGUCCUGGCUGCAGCUGCCGCCCAUGAGGAGAGUAAGAAGGCUAGCUCUGAUGAGGAUGUUGUUGCAGGAGUGAAUGGGCUCUCUCUGAGUAAGAGGUCAGCUUUAUCCCGACAGAACAGCGUGGAUGGGAAGGAUAGCUUAUUCCCACUGGUGGGUGACCCGCCCUGCAAAAUGACAACCUCAAUAUCCAUUCCUCCAACGUCUAAACCAUCGUAUGAAAGAUCACUAGGCCAGCACCAGCCGCUGGCACGGCGCAGCACUGUGCCCACGGAGCAGGAGAGCAGCAGCUGCAGCAGCAGCAGUGGACUGGCUGGUCUCAGAGACACAAUGCACAGGAGACGUCUAGGAAAUGAUCACUAUGACUCAGACUCACAGCUCUAUUCAGACUCUACCAUGUCAGACUCUCCUAAGGUCCCAGUGGAGCGAAGGAAACUAAACACCUCUCCGCUUGUGAUGCUGACCAGCUCGCGAGAAUCUCUAGACAGCAAUGCCAGCACAUCCUCUCCCAGCACAGCACGCAGGCGAGCACCCGGCCUUCUGGAGAGGAGGGGCUCGGGCACGCUGCUGCUGGACCACAUCUCCCACACCAGGCCCGGCCACUUGCCCCCUCUCAACAUCAACCCAAACCCUCCCAUUCCUGAUAUUGGGGCUAUCAAGCCCUCCUCACCACUGGCCACAGGUAUUAGAUCUAUAGCUCCAGUAGCACCAAACACACCAAAGAGAGGUGGCCUCAAGUCGAAGAAGAAGCUCGUGAGAAGGCACUCUAUGCAAGUGGAGCAGAUGAAACAGCUUUCUGAUUUUGAAGAAGUUGCUCAUUAA
Messenger RNA from Stegastes partitus (bicolor damselfish), 1593 nucleotides. It is a transcript of the gene ankrd34c, whose product is annotated as ankyrin repeat domain 34C. Gene Ontology annotation, molecular function: protein binding. The coding region runs from base 1 to 1593 and encodes 530 amino acids. The record is from RefSeq and is a predicted model, not a curated record. Lineage: Eukaryota; Metazoa; Chordata; Actinopteri; Pomacentridae. The transcript has a single exon.